Messenger RNA from Triticum dicoccoides, 1417 nucleotides. RefSeq names its product gibberellin 3-beta-dioxygenase 2-1-like. Lineage: Eukaryota; Viridiplantae; Streptophyta; Magnoliopsida; Poales; Poaceae. The transcript is spliced from 3 exons. The coding region runs from base 92 to 1240 and encodes 382 amino acids. The record is from RefSeq and is a predicted model, not a curated record.
GCUACACUGCAAGACAACCUCGUGCUUCUCUCCUCCCGUUACUACUCGCUCUACAAGCAAACGUGACUAUUGUGGUUCAGCAUCGAUCGCCAUGCCGACUCCGUCGAAGCUGAACAAGGACCCGCACAACCACUACUUCGACUUGGGGGCGGCGCGGCAGGUGCCGGAGACGCACGCGUGGGAGGGGCUGCACGAGCACCCGGUGGUGGACGGCGGCGUUGGGGCUGGGGAGGACGCCGUGCCGGUGGUGGACAUGCAGGAUCCGCACGCGGCAGAGGCGGUGGCGCGUGCAUCGGAGCAAUGGGGAGCGUUCCUGCUCCAGGGCCACGGCGUGCCGAGAGAGCUGCUGGCGCGCGUCGAGGCCGGGAUCGCCGGCAUGUUUGCGCUGCCGAAGACGGACAAGAUGCGCGCCGCGCGCCAGGGCGGUGACCCCUACGGCUACGGGCUGCCGCACAUCGCGCUCUACUUCUCCAAGACCAUGUGGUCCGAGGGCUACUCCUUGAGCCCGACCAACCUCCGCCCCGAACUCCGCAAGAUCUGGCCCGACGCCGGCCACGACUACAGCCAAUUCUGCGGCGUGAUGGAGGAGUUCCACAAGGAGAUGCGCGCGCUGGCAGACAAGCUGAUGGAGCUGUUCCUGGUAGCGCUCGGGCUCACCGGCCCGCAGAUCGCCGGCGUCGAGGCGGAGCACAAACUCACCGAGACCAUGAGCGAGACAAUACACCUCAACUGGUACCCUAAAUGCCCUGAUCCGAAGCGAGCGCUGGGCAUGAAAGCCCACACGGACUCGGGGUUCUUCGCUCUCCUGAUGCAGAGCCAGGUCCCGGGGCUGCACCUGUUCCGGCACGGGCCGCCGGCUGACAGGUGGGUGGAGGUGCCGGCCGUGCCCGGAGCGCUCAUCGUCAACAUCGGCGACCUCUUCCAGAUCCUCACCAACGGCCGCUUCCGGAGCGUUUACCACCGCGCCGUCGUCAACCGUGACAGGGAGCGCAUUUCGCUGGCCUACUUCCUCGGCCCGGCCGCCAACGCCAAAGUAGGGCCGCUUAAGGAAGUCGUGGGCGGUGGCAGGCCCGCCUACCGCGCCCUCACCUGGCCGGAGUACAUCAUCGUGCGCAAGGAGGCCUUUGCCAACGGCGGCGCCGAUCUCGAGUUCACCAAAGGGGGCACCGCCCUCGAGAUGGUCUCCAUCAACCCCGACGACGACGAUGGCAUGGAUGACCAGGGUGACAUCUCCUCGUAGAUCGGCGUUGACCAUCACUGAAGAUCGAUCUUUCUUUAGAAGCAAAUUAGUGAGGCAAACAAAGAUGAAAUAAAAUGUCAGAAAUGAUUGCUUGUCGUGUUUAAGGUUUCCAUGUCUCCAUACUUGCUUGAGUUACCUGUUAUCAAUGGAAAACAAUCAAUAAUUUUCGUGUCGUCA